Messenger RNA from Volvox carteri f. nagariensis, 426 nucleotides. RefSeq lists its product as uncharacterized. NCBI's taxonomy places the organism in Eukaryota, Viridiplantae, Chlorophyta, Chlorophyceae, Chlamydomonadales, Volvocaceae. The record is from RefSeq and is a predicted model, not a curated record. The transcript has a single exon. Bases 1 to 426 code for a protein of 141 amino acids.
AUGACGUCACUGGAGUGCGUAGCACUAAUCAUUGGCGUUGGCGCUUACCAGCGCCUCCCGCCUAUAAAGUGUGCGGGCAGCGAGGCGAAGAUUGUCUUCGGGCGCCUCCUAAGCGGUGGAAUCGCUUCACGGCCAAUUUUGCGACAUGACCAGGAUGCUGGGACGGCUACCGAGGAUGGCUAUGAGGUGCCAAAAGCAGAUCGGUGCAGCUUGGAGGAAGCUAUCUGCUUGUUCCAGGCGCGUGUCUCUAGACCAUUGCAUUCUCUGCACUUGGUGCAUAUCGUCGUAUCAGUUAUCCCAAAUCUGCGUCCUUCUCGCAAGCAUUUACUAAUGGACUUGCUAAAAUCUAUGGUCGUAUAUGUAUGUAAGCGGGCCAAGUGCUUGACUAUUGAUAUACAUGCAGCUACUUCACGACCUAAAUGCUAA